AAAUAAAAAAAAAUCAGGAAUCAAUCUGGGAUUGUGUCACUUCAGCUGCACAUCAUAGAACGCUUCCAGGACCAGCGAAAGGUAGAGAUGAUUGACGAAUUAAUUAAGAAAACGAGAAAACAAGGAAAAAUUAGGGAAAAAUUCUGGAAUGGGUGCACUUUGAUGAUUUCUCUCGUUCACCUUGACGUGUGUGGCUUCACGCGCAAAUGACAUUCGCCGGUAACCCCCCAGAUCAGAGAAAAUUGAGAGGAUUCAUGUGGUUUAUGAUCUCUAUCGCGUGACAUUCGGUGACAUGCACAAAGUGCAGCGUGCUCUACUCUCCUCCUCAAAUCUUGAAACAUUUCCCAAAUGGUCGUACAGAACACAAGGAGUGCAUGUUCGGUUCGCCCCGAGCCCAACAGGUUACCUGCAUCUCGGAGGCCUCCGUACAGCUCUGUGCAACAUCGUGCAACUAUUCAUUGGCUCGAGGAAACCGAGGAAAUUUUAUCCGACCCUUAGAAGACACGUAUCAAACAGGACUCGUACCAGAUGCUGCCUGAGAGCAUUGGACAGUCCCUGAAGGCAACGCUGGCCCUGCACCCGCAUAGAAAAUACAAGACUAUCCUCGAUGCAUUGCCAUCAAUAGUCUAUACAAUAUCCUGUAGUUCAGUGAUUAAUACAUCCAAUUACUAAGUCUUCCAAGUGGAUAAUUAUGUAGAAAUGAAUGAUAAUGUGUACGUCUCGUAUCUUAGAGAAUAAGGAAUGAAUAACUGAAUGUUAAUUGAAAUGAAACUAUCGUCCAUACUCUUGUGACGCAUUAAUCAUUAGUAUAUAAAAAUGAAUUUAUAUUGUCCAUUGCAAAGUCUCAAUAUGUAUUCUUGACGAUUAAUUUAUUAAUAAAAGCUCAUUGUAACCAAUA
Athalia rosae (coleseed sawfly) is the source of this 898-nucleotide messenger RNA. Its product is annotated as glutamate--tRNA ligase-like. The transcript is spliced from 3 exons. NCBI's taxonomy places the organism in Eukaryota, Metazoa, Arthropoda, Insecta, Hymenoptera, Athaliidae. Gene Ontology annotation, biological process: glutamyl-tRNA aminoacylation. The coding region runs from base 293 to 559 and encodes 88 amino acids. Gene Ontology annotation, molecular function: ATP binding; glutamate-tRNA ligase activity. The record is from RefSeq and is a predicted model, not a curated record.